Messenger RNA from Tetrahymena thermophila SB210, 1827 nucleotides. RefSeq lists its product as hypothetical. The transcript has a single exon. NCBI's taxonomy places the organism in Eukaryota, Ciliophora, Oligohymenophorea, Hymenostomatida, Tetrahymenidae. The record is from RefSeq and is a predicted model, not a curated record.
AUGAAUAGCAUUUGUACAAAACAUAAUUUAGCAAUUGAAUUCAUUUGUUUGCAUAUAUCUAAAUCUUAAAGAGAUAAAAAAUGCACAAACAGACUUUUAUGUAAGGUUUGUAAUGAGCCAUAGAACCAUGAUAAAAAUCACUUAUUGAGUACUUUUGAAAUAAAAAAAUUUUUGAUUGAAGACAUGAGUGAUGUAUUUUUUUUGCUAUUUUUUACACGCCCACAAAUACAAACUCUGUUUAAACCACUAAAAAUAAACUGCUAAAAUAUUAUUUUGAAACUCAAAGAGAUGGUAUAAAAGCUAAAAAUACCUAGUUCAAAUCAAGCAUCACAGAUUGAAGAGUAGCAAGUAUAAUUUUAAGAGUAUUUCUAAACUGCUACAUCUAAAAUAUAAAAUUUUACUUUAAAAAUAAAUUCAAUAAUUGAGGAUAUCCAUUUAUACUAUAGAUAGCACUUUGAGUGGGAUAAUUUGAUCAAAAUUAUUGAGUUAUAUUAUGAAAAAAGAUAGGUGAGCUAAGAGCAAUUAAAUCAGAUUAUUAAUAAUUCUCUGUAAAAUAUUCACUGCACCUAGAUAUUUAUGAAGAAUGUCUAUGUUAUUGAUGACAAUUUUAAUUAAAAUCAAAGCAAACAAACUUAGAUGGAGUAAUAUACAACUGCUGAUAUAAUAUCUUUUUAUAAGUUUGCAAUAAAAGAGCUAUACCUAAAUCUUAAUCACCUAAGAUCUCUGUUUUUAAUUUGCUAACCUUCAUAGCUUUAAGCUCUUGAAGAUUAAAAAAGAUUAAGUCUUACUACAAACUUUCCUUUAAAUAUAAAAAGAUUUUUACCUACAGUAUCUAUGGCGAAAUCUAUAGGAAUCAAGCUUAUAAAAAACAAACUUUUAAUUAUUAAAGAGUUUUAAUGUUAAAUUAUCAAUAUAGAUGCUUCUACUCAAGAAUUUAAAAUUCAAAAUACCAUAUAUAGCAAAAUAAAAAUAAAGGAUGCAUCUAUUAGUUAAUUAAAUGACAGCUUGAUAACUCUUUUAUGUGUAGAUAAUACAGCCAAAAUAUACUAUAUAAAACCUUUUCAUUCUGUUUUUGAUAAUGAAUAUGCUCACGAUAUUGAAUUAAGUUAAAACACAGAAAUUUUUUUAGAUAUAGAUUACAUAAAAGCUUAAUCAAUAAAUAAUAUAGAAUCAGAUCCCAUUAGUAAUCAAAUAGAAUCAGAAGAAUAAUUAGAAUAUGUUGCUUUAAAGACGAAAGAUACAAUUUAUUUGUUAGAACCUGUAGAAUGGAAUCAAAUCUACUAAUUCUAAAAUAAGCAAGAAUUUUUCAUGUUAGAGUGCUGCAACGAAUAAGAUAUUUCAGAUGAAAACAGUCAUGAAUAAAUGGCUAUAGAAAAUGUAAAAAAAAGUAUAUUUUGUUUUUAUAACAACUAAUAGAUAGAUCAUAUUCAUUAUACUAAUGCAAAUAUUUUUGAGUCAAACUAAAUUAAAGAUUUUGCUUAUUCCGAAUUCUUUCAGAAAAGCGUUUAUCUGACUGAAAGGCAAAUGAUCAUUUCCAAUUAACAAACAAGUUAAAUUACAGAAUUACCAUUCAGAAAUAAGUAGUAGGUAUCUCUAGUUCAGUUCACAAUAGAUAAUCUCUACCUCUUUAUCCUUUAUGAGAAUUCUUUCAUUUAAUUUUUUUACGUGCUUGACAAUUUUGAGUUGGAAUAUGAAACACACCUAUGGAAAAAUAAUUAUUAUAUCAAAAAAGCAGUUUUCUAUUAAAAGAUAAAUCAGUUGUUUGUAUUGAACUCUCAGGGAGAUAUUUUUUAAAUAGAUUUAUCUACCCCUAAAUGCCUUCAUUGA